CAAAAGCGUAAAGGCAGCAUUCAAUAUUAUCUAUUUCGAACUAAAAUUUGUGCCAAAAAUGGCUAUAAAAUAAAAUAAGUAUUCAAAUUUCCCACUGAUUAUUAAACCAAAUGUCGCUAGUGUCGUUUUAUCUAUAGUUGUGUGACCUUGACACUUAGAAAAACAGCUGUUAACCACUCUUUAGGCGUCAAAAACUUAGCUGUUACUCAAUUAAUAAUAAAAAACGAAGAAAUGAAACCACAAGGCCCGUGAGCCCCAAAAUAACCAAGUAAAAACUAAACGUCAAACCGCCAUUUUGGCCAACAUCCAACUUCGCGUUUGUGUCAAAGGAAAUGGCAAUUUUAAACUGCCCCCUGUGCUGUCACGAGACAUUCGAGACGGCGGCCACUCUCAAAAACCAUAUUUUGACCAUUUUGGAUAAUUUGCUAUGUCCCACAUGCGGCAAAAAAUUCGAAAAAUUGGCCGAUUUGGCCCAACAUUUGGACGACAACGACUGUCAAGGGGGCGACGCCCCAGCCGAGGGACAGUACUACUGCCAAAUGUGCGACCUGCAUUUGGACGACAUCGACGAACACUUGCGCCAAAGUCAUGAGGGCCAGGAAAUACUUCUGGAAGAAGAGGACGCCGAUUGCGGGGAAGUCCCGCUAGACGGAACCACGAUUUUCGUCCUAAACCCGGAUGAGCCCGACCUGGAGGGGGAUCCCCUCACCGGGGAUUCCCUCCAGGUUCCACCUUUGAAAAAAUCGGCAACUGUGGGCCAGGUGGACGUAAAAGACAGAGACGGCCGUCCAUACACCCGAAAAUUCGUAAAAAUCGACAAAUUCUGGAUGCAAGACGACGCCAAUGCAUCAGAACCUCCGAACACAGAGCGCUUGAUCGAGAUCAGUAAAUGCGACGAAUGCGACAUGUAUGUCCCGCAUUUGGACGGUGUUUACCAACCUCACGAGUGCAAAAAACCCUCCAAUCCAUUGGAGAUUUACAUUUGCGAGGUUUGCAACACCAAUUUCCCGACGUUCAAGUCGCUCCGCCUCCACCGGCGCAUGCACGAGCCAAUCAAAGCGCGCCACGCGGACACGCCGGCCAAUCACGACGAGGAGGUGCGGCCAAUGUUCAUUUGCAAAAUAUGCAACAAAACGUACGAUAAAGAGUACGAAGCGGUUCAUUUGGAGUCGCAUCGCCCGGAAAACGGCUUCAAUUGCGACAUUUGCAACCGGAAGUUCCACACGAAAUCUAACCUCGAAAUGCACAUCAAGGCCCACUCGAAUAACAAAAAAUUCACCUGCUCCUAUUGCAAAAAACCCUUCGUUACGUACGACGCCCUCAACGAACACUUACUCAACCAGUGUCAAAAAAGGGCAUAUGCGUGCCAGUUCUGCGGCCGAAGGUUCGCGAGGCCGCACGAGAAAGUCAAACACGAGCGAAUCCACACCGGGGAAAAACCGCACGUGUGUGAAAUUUGCGGCAAGGCGUUUCGGGUCAGCUACUGCUUGACCCUUCACAUGCGCACCCAUUCGGGCACCAGGCCCUACCAGUGCACCCAUUGCGGGAAAAGGUUCAAGUCGCACAGCGUCUACAACCACCACCUGCUCACGCAUUCGGACGUAAGGGCCUACCAAUGCCCUUACUGCCCCAAGGCCUUCAAAACGGGGGUGCAACUCGCUGGCCAUAAAAACAGUCACACGAAACCGUUCACUUGCACCGAAUGCAAUCGGCCCUUUGCGUCCCUUUACUCGGUAAGGGCCCACAUGGAGUCACACAAAACCAACAAUAAUCUGAAAUAUGAGUGCUGGAUGUGUGGCGCGCUUUAUUCGAGGGCCUUUGCCUUGAAGGACCAUUUGAAGCAACAACAUGAACAAGAGGGCGAUAAGGGGAAGGGCGAGUCGGGGGCGGAUGAGGAGUUGGAAGCCGCCAGCUCGAUACUUGUCAACGAGGAGGAUAUUAUCCUGGGGUUGGAGGCCGCCCCCAAUAUCGAAAUCAUCGAGGGGGAGGAGGGGGUUUAAUCUUGUUUUUGUGUUAAUCAGUUUAAUAAAUGUUUUACAAUU
Messenger RNA from Tribolium castaneum (red flour beetle), 2042 nucleotides. Its product is annotated as zinc finger protein ZFP2. Gene Ontology annotation, biological process: regulation of transcription by RNA polymerase II. The transcript is spliced from 3 exons. Gene Ontology annotation, cellular component: nucleus. NCBI's taxonomy places the organism in Eukaryota, Metazoa, Arthropoda, Insecta, Coleoptera, Tenebrionidae. Gene Ontology annotation, molecular function: DNA-binding transcription factor activity, RNA polymerase II-specific; RNA polymerase II transcription regulatory region sequence-specific DNA binding. The record is from RefSeq and is a predicted model, not a curated record. The coding region runs from base 333 to 2000 and encodes 555 amino acids.